Messenger RNA from Phoenix dactylifera (date palm), 932 nucleotides. RefSeq names its product Acid phosphatase/vanadium-dependent haloperoxidase-related protein. Lineage: Eukaryota; Viridiplantae; Streptophyta; Magnoliopsida; Arecales; Arecaceae. The record is from RefSeq and is a predicted model, not a curated record.
GUUUUUCGGUGUCAGAAGAAAAAGAGGCGUCCGUCAGAGCUUGUGCGGUGGCCACAAGCAAGCAUGUCCUAUCUCUCUUCUUUGGCUGCUUUCCCUCGCUCCGUACAGAAGCGGCCCUUCAUCUUCUCGAUUCCGCAAAGGAGACCCAAAUCUCCAACUAGUUGUCUGAGAAUUGGGGCAGAGGAGAUCGCAGGGCUCGCCCACAACAAGGUGUUAGUAGCAGCUACUCUUGCCUCUGCGAUCGGGCAGAUCUCCAAGCCGUUGACUUCGGCUAUUAAUGGGAAGGGAAUCGAUCCGAAGGCGGCGGUUCGGUCAGGCGGAAUGCCGUCGACUCAUUCAGCUAGCGUUGUAGCUGCUGCAACUUCUCUUGGUCUACAAAGGGGAUUUUCAGAUUCGAUCUUUGGCAUGUCCGUGGUCUUUGCUGCACUUGUAAUGUACGAUGCCCAGGGAGUUAGAAGAGAGGUGGGUUACCAUGCAAAGAUUUUGAACAAGCUACUGAAAAUCCAAGACAAGUCAACUCUUGAUCCAGAGGAAGAUGAUCUAAAUGAUUCUAAACAUGGAACAUCCUCUAUAAAUUCCAAGGAAAUUGUCCCCCUUGUCUCCAUCUCUGAGAAGGCAAAUUCUUAUACAUCAAGAUUGGAAUCCAAUCAAGUUCGCUGUUCUGGAAUUACACCAAGGAAAUUGGGUGCAAUGCCAAGUUUGAACGUUGAUGUUAAAGAUUCAUCUGAGAAAACCUACAGCAAAUGCAAUCCAUUGAAUGAAUUGGUUGGUCACACAGAAAUUCAGGUUCUAGUUGGUGCUCUGUUGGGUUUCAUUGUAAGUUUAGCCAUUGAUACUAUAUUAUAACUGUAGCAAUUACAUUCUUCUCAUUCAAUACUAAAUUCAAAAUCAAUGUAAGUUGUCUGCAUAUAAAUAAUGGUCUCUUUUUCCUA